CCUCACCAUGCACUUCCACCACCUCCACCAAAAUGGCAUCCCACACUCUCUCUCUCUCUACUCUCACUCUCCUCCUCCUCCUCUCUCUCUCCCACGCCGCGACCCCCUCCGCCCCGGCCCCCGGCCCCGCCGGCCCCAUCAACAUCACCGCCAUCCUCGAAGACGGCAGCCAGUUCACCACCUUCAUCCGCUUCCUCACCGACAACGAAAUCUCCGACCAGAUCAACAACCAAGUCAACACUUCAACCGAUGGCAUGACUGUAUUCGCGCCAACUGACAACGCCUUCUCGAACCUUCCAGCUGGAACGCUGAACAAGCUAACCGACAGGCAGCAGAUCCAGCUCAUUCAGUACCACAUCUUGCCCAAAUACUACGACUUGACGAGCCUUUUGACUGUUAGUAACCCUGUGAGGACGCUGUUGAGUGGCCAAGACGACGGCGUUUACGGGCUCAACUUCACGGGCCAGGCCACGCAAGUGAAUGUCUCUACGGGGAUUGUUGACACGCUUAUUAACAACCCGUUGAGACAGAAGAAGCCGCUCGCGGUUUAUCAGGUUGACAAGGUUUUGUUGCCGGCUGAGUUUUACGAGGCCAAGCCGCCGGCUGCGGCGCCGAAAGCGAAAGGGAAGGGGGAAGUGGAGGCGGCGCCGGCGCCGAAGCCGAGUAAGGAGAAGCCGGCGGAUGAUAGUAGUGAUUCGGGUCGGAUGAUGAAUGUCGGGUUUGGGUUGGUUGGUGGUGUGGGCUUGUUUUGCAUGGGAAUGCUUUUUUGAUUUAAACAUGCGUUCACUUCAUUCGCCGAUCACGAUGAACGUACAUUCAUUAUGUCAAUAAUUAGUUUUGUAUUGUAACUUUAUUUUUUGGUUUCGAAUUGUUUGAAUGUUCUUUCUAAUAAUAUUGAUUGAUGCGUUUCUAUUUCUUUCA
Daucus carota subsp. sativus is the source of this 921-nucleotide messenger RNA. Its product is annotated as fasciclin-like arabinogalactan protein 9. Gene Ontology annotation, biological process: plant-type secondary cell wall biogenesis. Gene Ontology annotation, cellular component: plasma membrane. Bases 33 to 770 code for a protein of 245 amino acids. The transcript has a single exon. The record is from RefSeq and is a predicted model, not a curated record. NCBI's taxonomy places the organism in Eukaryota, Viridiplantae, Streptophyta, Magnoliopsida, Apiales, Apiaceae.